Messenger RNA from Penicillium bovifimosum, 516 nucleotides. RefSeq names its product PPP1R11/YPI1 family protein. NCBI's taxonomy places the organism in Eukaryota, Fungi, Ascomycota, Eurotiomycetes, Eurotiales, Aspergillaceae. Gene Ontology annotation, molecular function: protein phosphatase 1 binding; protein serine/threonine phosphatase inhibitor activity. The record is from RefSeq and is a predicted model, not a curated record. The transcript has 2 exons. Bases 1 to 516 code for a protein of 171 amino acids. Gene Ontology annotation, cellular component: nucleus.
AUGUCCCGAACACGCCAGCCAAUAGUGUCAUCCUCUUUCCAGAUCGCUGAGCCACGAGAAUCAUCAGCCCGUCUUCCAGCGACCCUUAGAUUACGAGCCGAGGAAGCCCCAACUAACACCAGCGAAGAGUCCUCGUCCUCUCGGCGAAUCAGAUGGAGCGAGGACGUCGUGGAUAACGAAGGCAUGGGAAAGAAAAGUUCCAAAGUAUGCUGUAUCUACCACAAAGCCCGACCGGUCGGCGAAAGCAGCUCAGAAGAGUCCUCAUCCAGCUCGUCCGACAACGAUAGUGACAGCGGUGACGACCGUCGCACGGCACGGUCUGGCCCGGCCCGCCGCAGGCGCAGCCGAGGACGGGAACUACACAGCGAGCAUACAUCUGAACCUGGCGAAGAAUGUUGCUCCGAAGGUCACGGUCCCAAACAGAAGGCCAAGCGGAGAAAGCCAAGUCCGAAUGCAUAUGAAAAGAUGCCUAAACCGUCGAAGAACCAGAAUCAGAAUCGCCCCCAAGGUACCUGA